This is a messenger RNA of Amoebophrya sp. A120, 14390 nucleotides long. The record is from the annotation of a GenBank genome assembly. Lineage: Eukaryota; Dinophyceae; Syndiniales; Amoebophryaceae.
AUGGCGGGGAGAAUGGAAAUCGCCAGUGCCGCGAAGACGGUCGGUGAACUCCGCUCUGCUUUUGCUUCUGCUACGGCGAAGGCGGGGCUGGCUGUUUCUGCUCAGGAUGUGUUUCUGAAGAAGGACACAACUGCUUCCACCUCUUCGGAUUCCAUCUACGACUGGAUUUUCCCGUAUCGCAAGAAAAAAGUGUUACAGUUGCACAUUGUGUUGCAGGCCAAGCAAGACAGACAAGCUCUGUCAUGCCGGAUAUGCAUAGGAGCAUCGUUCCAUAGGUGUUUUCCCGUCGGAUUUCUGCAUGACAUGUUUUCCUUCUCAUGCUGACAAAUUUGUGUUGCUAAAUUGACUACAAAUGUGUAACUGUAACACUUUUUUCGUGGGAUAUCCCGGUGUCUUUUCCCAAUACGGAAACCGAUUUCUACUCCUUUUCGUACAACUUCCUCACUGCGAGUGACUCCGAGAACAUCGACACAACUUCUCCAAUUGCUGUGUUUCUGAAGGAGCAGCUCGGGGGGGGCAUUGCGGUGAAAAUCUUUCAGGAAUCGGUGAAGCAAACCGCCUAUGUCCAGGUGAAGGCUGGAUUGGCUGGUGCUAGUUUCACCGGUAACCGGAUGAUGCUCAGGUUUGCGGCCGCAGGGGUUGCGGAGGGGGAGCAGAGUUCUAUCGGAAAGAUCGCGGGAGAAGAUUCCUAUUACGGGAUCGACGUUCCGAGCUGCAAGGCACUGAGUGAUGCAACGGCGAACGCCCGGACGGUUUUUGUCCCCGCGGUGCGGAGUGCGAAGUCGUUUGAGAACGUGCUUGUUGCAAGUAGUUCUGGUUCAUCCAGCACUCCCGCCAUCCAGAUCGGUUCUGUCUUGAACAAGUUCACCUCCCCAACGCACAACUUCGCCGGCGUUCUGGCGAAAUUGCAGCAGAACUACGCUAAAUCCGGAACCCUGUCCGCGCAACUUAGUGGGAGUUUGAACCUCGGGGGGACUAGCAACAGUGUGGUCAGUUUAGAACCCGGUUUGGUCACUUCUGGUGUUGGGGAAGAAGAUUUCUUAACGGCAGCGAGUCUAAAACAUUCUCAAUUCCUCUAUAUCGAGUUUUUGUUCAAACUCGAGGAGGACACGGAAAACACCUACGCUUCCCACACGGACGCCGAAUGUGCAGCGAAACUCUCCACUGCGAUCGAAAACUGCUUCAAGGAAGCGAAAUUCUUCGGCAGUCUUUUCGCAAAAGGCCAGAACAUUGCGGAAGCAAGUCCACAAAUCUUCAAGAUCGCAGCAACCAAGAAGCCGAUGGAACAAGAAAAAGUCUUCAUCGUCCACUUGAUUCUGAAAAACGCGAAACCAAAUUCCGUCGCGACAAUCCUGAACGAGUUCCGGAAGGAAGCGGUUUUCAACCCCGCGGACAAUUCAACUUUGACAGUUCUCGAAAGGUCGUUGAAGGACGAGAACUUUCUGUCCGCCCAAGAGUUGACCGCUGGAGCGUUUCAACCUGUCGCUUCUACGGGGUCUUACAGCCGAACUGCGGUGGUUUCGAACGCGAUCCACGGGUCGCUGACGAUCACGCACAAGGUGAGAGAAACUGGUUGUUUGGAAGACGCGGUUUCCCAAUUCUUGACGAAAGCUAUGGACAGCGGGUUCGCCGAACCAAUUCCUUUUGUCGCGGUGGAGUGCGAUAAAACGGUUGCUUCCGACACCACUGCGGUCUCUACUGUCUGUGGUUUCGCGAUCCCGACGAAGAAGACGAGUUUUCAGUACCAGCAGUAUUUUACUUCCAACGGGGAAACCUCCCGGAAGAACUACUUCGGGAAUCUGCUCAGUGCGUUGAUCGCUUCCCCGACUGGAAUUGUGUACAAGAAUUACAAUGGAAACGUCGCUGCUGAUGGAACGAACGUGCCGACUAGUGAUGAGAAAGUUUCCACUUUCUCUUCCCUCGGAGCCGACGUGAAACACUUAGUUUUCGCGGAAUCGCCGGAAUACUCGUUAACCAAACUCGUGACCACUAUGCCGGGCGACGAUAAUGUCGAGAAGAAGUCGAAGCUGACCGCAGUUUUGGCUUCUUCUUUAUCCAAAACGCUACCUGCGGCGGUUAAGCAGUUCGUUUCUCUCUCCACUUCCGACGCGAACGCGCUUCUGACGAAGCAUAAUUCCAUUGUCGGGCCUUUGACAGGGACGGUAGCCGAUUCGGUGUCUUUUGUCUUCCCCAUCCCGCUCAUCCACUAUCCGAGUUCCAACACCAACGCGGUUAAAACCGUCAGCAUCUUCAACGCGUUUGAAGACAGUGACAAUUGUGAAAAUCAGUGGAAAACGGAGAUGAAGAAAAUUGUCGCUUUGGAAAAUUCGAACAGUGUGAAAGUCGAAGCAACGUCGACGUAUGAUUCCGCGAAGUACUCCGCGACUGGGCAAGAUAAAUUAAUCGGUCCGGCGGAAGCGAGCGCCUCUUCCGCAACGACCAGUCUGCAGACCACUUUCAUCACCUUCCAGGGAACUUUCACGGCGAUUGACUUCUUCCAGGGGGAAAUCGCCGCUGCGAAGAAGGAGUUGGAGAAGGAUAGUUUUGUCGAGGGAAUUCUCCAGAGCGCUGUUUUUGAAGUGCUAACGUCACCGAGUAACGGGAGUGGGUUGCAAUAUGUCUCCAACCAGGUGAAGGACAGUUUGAAUCCACCAUUCACCGCGCACUUUAAAAAGUUGGAGAAUGUCGGGGUCGUUCUCCAGCCGGACGUCCCCACUGUGGAUGCCGAUCCGAGUACUUACCCGUACCCGACCACCAAAGAUGCGAACCGGGGGAGAAGUUUCACGGUUUACAUUCGCGUGGAUGGGCCUCUGUUCUCGAAGGGGGAGAGAGAAUCGACUUUCACAAGAUUAGCACAGUCUCUCACUUCUCACUCGUCCGGCCACACUUUCGCGAGUUUGGUGAAAGCGGAGGUGAAUGCGAAUUCCAUACUGCAGAUAUGAUUUGUAAAAACGUCCCCAGCCAAGAGCUGUCAUGCAGAAUUGCAAUGACCGGAGCAUUUGUAAUGCGCAUCUCCAUGAGAAGCAUUUGCAAUUGUGUGUUGGAAUUUGUGAUGCUCGAAACGGGAUAAGGAGAGGGCUUUGUGAUGCGUUUCUCCGUGCUAACUUGCAGUACACUACAAAGACGAGCUUGUCAUGCAUGGCUCGCAAAACUCCUGGAUUUGUGUUGCAAUGUCCCCAUCUUGAUGACUCUGGGGUGUGGACGUUUUUGCUUAGGAUAUCAGAUCGACACGGUUGCGCUCGACAAAACCUCCUUAUCGUUCGCGAACCACGGGUAUCAAAUGCAAAAAGGUCUGGGUCUGGAAACUUGUGAUGCUAGUUUGUGAAUGGUGGGCGCAUAUACAUAUGCAGCCACGCAUGACAAGUUUUUGAGCUCCUGUGUGUUUCGCAUUCCGCAUGACAAACUGCAUACAUGGCAGGGAAGAGCCUUCUUUCCUGCUCAUGCAUUACAGAUUUAAGAGUCAUGUGAGACAAGCAUGACAAACUUGCUUUCUUCCAGACCCAGACAUGUUUGCAAUGCAUAACGGGGAGGCGACGAUUCAAAUCGAAUUCGCGGGCGCGACGCCCGCGGAUAGUGCCACGAACCUCAAAGCGGCAAUCGAGCCCUACACCACCGGACAGGAUUUUCGCAAGAAGUUCGCGGAGGCGGUUUCUCUCGUUUGUGGGUCGCACGUGCAUCCGGGGAUGGUGCGGUUCCAACCGGCGUAUGAUCCGAGUUCCGCGGAUUUUUGGUGGGACCAGAGCACGCUUUCCGCGUCUUUUUCCGCUGCGUAUCAAAAGGAAAGAUCCCCCCUCCCCAUAUCAAAACGAAGUUUCUGACGCUGGAUUUGCGUACACAAAUCAGAUUUGUCUUGCUGGAGAGGGCGGCAGGCUUAUACUAAGCCCGAGCUGGGAAGUUUUGAGCUAGGCGCUGAGCAUGGCAAACGUGUAGUCUGUAGGGCCGACAGCAUCACAAACCGCCAACAGAGUGCGGCAGAGCCUGUGCGGUUGCGUUCUUGCAAGACAGAGACGACUUGAGGUCGCAAAUCAGCAUGACAAAUUUUCUGGGGCGCGCCUUUUCGAUAUGGGGAGGGGGGAUUUUUCCUUACGAUACUGCGGUGGUCAUCACCGAUAUUGGUUCCGACACGGGGAAAGCGAUUCAGCAAAUCUUCGACCCGAAGCACAGUUACGAUGAGGGUACGGGUUCAGCAAAAGCGGUGUCGGAAGUGACGCCGCACGCGAUCAAGCUGUUCAUCAACACGUUAAACAGCAUGAUCACGGCCACGCUGAACGCAAACCCGCCGAAGCUAUGAAUUGGAAAUAUGUCUGGGUCCUCUGGAAGGUGGUAACUUGUCAUGGUAAAUCUGAAGCAUACAAAAAUCUGUGCUGCAUGAGUGCCAAAAGCUGUCCACUUUCGACGACCAAGUUGGGAGGAAGUUUCUGAUGCAGGAUCAUAGGGAUGAUAGGGAUCUCACAGAAUGUCUGUCACGCUAAUUCCCGCAUUCCAGACCGCAUGGGUCAUGGAAAAUCUGCAUGACAUGGCCGUUUGCACAGGGGGAGGCAAAGUGUGUCGCACUUCUGUUUAGCAUGACAAGUUUACACUCUUCCAGACCUCCAGACACUUUUGCACUUGAUAGAAGCAGCCGAAAUACGACUGGUUCCGCGUGGAAGCGACGAUGCUCAGUGAGAGUUCCGGGACAUAUCGCAAGAAAAAACUGUUUCGCUGUGGACUUGUGAUGCAUAGAAUGGAGCACAGAACGAUUUGUCUUGCUACACCUGCAUAGAGCAUUGGAGUUUCAAGCGUGUUUCCCCUAUGGAAGAUGCGCGCUUGGCGAAUUUUCUGUGUCAUGUGUAACAAACUUCUGAUGCAGAUCUUGCAAAGCCAUCACAGUGAAACAGUUUUUUCGUCCGAUAGGACAAAAUCGGUGAAAAUCACUGGGAAAGCUGCGACGACGGUUUACGGUCGCGUGGUGAUCGCGCCCGCGAGUUCUUUAGCGAAUUCCGGUGCCAAAGUCUCUUCCGCCGUGCAAAAACGAUCCAAAGCUGUGUUUGCAGCGCAGACAGAUGCCGGCGCUGGGGCUUUAACCGUGAAGGAUGAGGACGGGAAUUUCAUGAGUUUGUUGCCCGUGAAGGAUGUUUUUUCUUGUACGAAGAAGAAUUCCAAUGGAUACGACAACGUCGACCAGUACACAGCUAUCAACUGUAAAAAUGUCUGGGUCUGGAAGAGUGCCAGACUUGUCAUGCAGGUUUUCCAUGACCCAUGAAACCUGGCAUGUAGGACAUACGGUGACAGAUUCUGGGAGAGUUCCAUCAUGCCUAUCCUGCAUGAGAAACUGCCUCUCGAUUAGGUCAAAAGUGGACAGCUUUUGGUCAGCAUGCAACACAGAUUUUUACAUCAUUCAGACCAGCCAUGCUCCGGCUACCGCCGGAGCGCAAGGCUGUUGUGCUGGGGUUUGACUAUUUGCGGAUCGGGCCGCGACACGAAAGCUUUGGGAACAGUGUGACGGACCGAGGGAACUUUGAGCGCCAUUUUGCGCGAGGUCAACUCGCAGGGCCUCCUGCGCGCUUCCCGCGCCUUUAGGCGCUAUGCGCAGGGGGCAGCUGCAGUAAACCUUGCGGGCGAAGAGAUGCCGCCCCGGCGUAGGUGCCGCAGGCAAUAAUUAGACAGAGGCCGGCGCUGCUCUUUGUUUAUCACCACCCCGCGCCCGCCCACCUGAUUCCCGGGGGAGAUAAAAGAAACUGUUGGCGCAAGAGGGUGGCGCGAGAGGGUGCGCGAGAGGCUGGUGCGAGAGGGUCCGGGCUUUUGCAUGAAAGGGCCGCAAAAAAAUCAGCCCUGUGCCGGGCGGAUUCGGGUUUUUUUACCCCUCUCGCAGAGCCUCUUUUUCACCUCUUCCGAGAGGUGUUGCUAAUAGUCCGGCUAUACUCGCCGGCAGAGGUCUACAGAGGUGGCCGAGAGGUGGCCCAGAGGGUGCGCGAGAGGUUCCCCCUUAUUCGCGCAACCUCUCGGCACCCCUGUCCCCCUCUCGCCUACCCUCUCGGGACCCUCUCGGCCACCUCCGGGCCCCAUAGGCGCGGCUUUAGGGUGAACGGUUCGGCUGGCUAUACCCGCGCCACCUCUCGGCCACCCUCUCGAAUGACCUCCCGCGCCACCUCUCCACCUCUGUCGACCUCUUUUUGACCUCUUUUGGCCUCUUUUUGACCUCUCGGCCACCUCCCUUGGACCCUCUGUAGACCUCUAUUUUCGCAUGAAUAUAAUAGAUAGUAAUUCAGCAUGACAAGUUGCAACCUUCCAGACCCAGACACUUUUGCAUUUGAUAACAGCUACUUGCGGACUGUCAAGUUCCGAUCGAUCCUUGGCGUUCACUGAGUACUUCGGGACCAGCAGUGCAGAUGGUCUCGCGGCGUUUUUGGAGACUCAAUCGUUGAGUUCAGUCGAUCCGGCGACAGGGACGUGGGACAGCUUGGCGAAUACUUUGUCGGGUGUUAGUCUGACUCAGUUCCUGACCGUGCAGUCCGGCGCGUCGUUGGUGACGAAUAGGGUCGCGCAGUCGAAAGCGUCUUUUAACAAGAUUGAGAACAACCAACUCGCCUUGUAUUUCAUCGAGUUCGAACUGUUAUUCGAAGGGAUCACUUCCUAUCCAUUGUCCUCCGCGGAUGAAUAUCCUGAGUAAAAACGUACCCACACCAGAGUUGUCAUGGAGAUUUUGCAACACAAACAUGGAAGGUUUGGGACUCACGCAUGACAAGUUGCACUCUGCAGUGUAGUGCAGGUUAGCAAGGACAGUUGCAUUACAAAUCCAUCUCCCCAUCCUGUUUACAGCAUAACAAGUUCCAAAACACGAUUGGAAAUGUGUUCAAUGGGGAUGCGCAUUACAAAUGUUGUUGCAAUUGCAAAUCUGCAUUACAACUCUGGUGUGGGUACGUUUUUACUCAGGAUAAUGAAAGUGAAUUAAUUACUUUCGGGGUUUUACCAGCUAUCCGGAAGGGAGUAACCGACUCGUUGAAAUACUACCACGUGCAGAAGCCGCGGACAGGAACCGAGGGGAAUCAGUUCGCGUUUUCAGAGCAGAGUUCGUCUGACAGUGCGCAAAUUACGGAAUUGAUGAAUACGGUGGAUUUGCGAAUCCCGGCCGCUACUUGCUUCCCGGACCCGAAAAACGAACAAAAGUCUGUAAUUCAAGUCGCGGUCCUUGGGCACGAGACGGUGGAGCGGGUCUUGUCGUUUUUGAGUUACGAGCAAUCCGCUGGGAAAAACACGAACUGCGUAACUGGUGCGGACGUCGCGGAUCUGAAAUUCUCGAAAGAGUUGCUUGACGCGUUGCAAACGACAAAUAGUGGUUCCCUCCGCUCCGGUUCUCCGUUCAAAUCCGUCGCAAAUUCCGGCGAGUUGACGAAAAUCUGCCGAACCAAUCGGGCACAGCCCAUGCCACAGACGCGAUUGGUUGGGAAGGUGGAUGUUUCCACUCUCGCGACCAAAUCGCAGUUGUCCGAUGAAAUCGAUUUACCGACUGUCACAACCGCAACACAAGACGCAGUUUCCGGCUUCAGCCGGGCGGAUUCUGUCAAUUUGGAAAGGUUGAACGUGAAAUCCAACAAGCAGAAGGGACAAUUUGUCUUCGCGAGUUCCGCCGCGAUUUCCGAUACCUUCAAUUUGAAUUCCUGGUUCCUCACCCAGGCCAGCAUGUCCGCGUUUUUGAAACCAGCAUUACUCAAAAAAAUCCGGUGCCUUGACAGCAGCUCCCACAACGUGGCUUGCAACACUCUAACUAACGCCAACGCCGACACUAUCGCGACGACCGCGAUCGCGCAGGCGGAUGGGGUGAGGGAAUACCUGCAAAUCGAUUUGGACAUCUCCGUUGGGGAGAAGUGCAGCAGCACGGACGGGACCUACUGUUCGGAAAAAGACGGGAGGUAUUACCAGAAGCCCAGGUCGGAAUCCGAGUUAAAGAACGUGUUGAAAUCAACCGUUUUAACCGUCGUGCAGCAAAACUCCGAGAAUGGAAAGUAUAAGACCCCGAGUGUCUUCUACGAACUGCUCGCGACGGACUUGUAUUCUGCGGAAGCGGUCGUCACCACUUCUACCACAACGCCUACUCCUGGGGUUUCCAAGGCGGAGUACGAUUUCGCGACGAAUGUUGGUUCCGCAUCACAGAUUGCCUUCGCGUCGAAGUCGGGAACAGGCGGACCAAAUCUCGUUUGCCACGGGCCGAUUGGUGCAGAAGCCACGGGCAGAUGGCGUGAUGUCACCGCGAACGGGAAGACGUUUAAGUCGUUGAAGUUCUUGAAAACGGGGACCAUCGAGUACUGCACGGCGUCCGCGUCGACGUUGCCAGGCGGUGCUGCUUCUCGGACGAUUAUGGGGUGGGUAAAGCCGGAAAGUUCCAGAAACGGCCCGUUUGGUUACGGAAAGGGGCAAUGCCUCAAAGCGUUCAAGAUCUUUGUCUCCGACAACUUGGUGUGGAACCUCGACAUCUACUGCGACGCGAUGAAGUUCUACGACUUCAACGACGGGGAUAAAAACCUCAACGAGUGGUACCACAUGGCGUUGAUGUGGGACGAAUCUAAGGAAAAGCACCGGGUGUACGUGAACGGGGUUCUCGUCAAGGAGGGCACAACGGACAACAGCAAUACGCCGAAUACAGAAGCGAGUAGCGGGAAAAUCUGUCUCGGUGGGAGAGUCGAUUUGUGUUUUGGUGCUUCGCACGACGAGCGGUACCAGGGGGAAAUCGCCGGGUUCGCGGUUUACGCGGGUGCGAUUUCUCUUCCGGAAGUCGUGCAGCACAUGGCGAGAACAGGGCCGCAGGGACCAUUAUCCGCGGCGCAGGUGGCAAUGCUACCCGCGGGGAGUAGCUAUGCAUUGCAAAUAUGUCUGGGUCUGGAAGGUUGGAACUUGUCAUGCAGGUUUUCCAUGAUCCAUGAGGUCUGGCAUGCAGGACAUAGCAUGGCAGAUCUGUGAGAUCUUUCUCGUGCCUAGCCCGCAUGAGAAACCUUCUCGCAAAUUGGUUAAGUAAAAAAGGAUAACUUUUGGUAACCAUGCAACACAGAUUUUUUCAGAGUCCAGAAUUGGCAUGACAAGUUGCAUCCCUCCAGACCCAGACAUAUUUGCAGUUGAUAGUAGUUCAUCUUCCGGUGCGGCUCCUGUCAAUGUCGAUUUCAACGGGGUGGUUUCGAUUUUCGUACCCAUGCCGGAGUUAGCGGGUCUUCCGAUGUACAACAAACUCUCUACCAAAUUGGAAAAAGUGAAAGCGGACAUCGAAACUGGUAUUCUCCGCCACGGGGUACCUUUGACGAAAACAAUCACGGUGAAGCAGAUCAAAUUAACCUCCGCUACUGAGUCGAUCGACAAAGAACCGGCAGUGUCUGGAUUCACUUUUCUCGAGCAGGGCUUUGUGUUGGAAGAUUUGCAACCACCGGCAAGUCAUUUCACAGCCGCGAACCCGCUGUUUGAUGAGAAAUUGGUGGAGAUGUUGCAAAAAUCCUUCUACGAAACUUUGAUCGAGGCGGUUAGCAACGGGGGAAUCACGGUAAACAACGAGAAGAUCCCGAUCGGGUUCAUCGGGGGGAGUACAGAGAACCAGGCGUUGGAAUUAACCAAAAUCGCGGUGGUUAUCCCCCCUGGGGAUGUGAAGUCGCGGAGAGUCCGUGUCACGAUUCACAAAUCCGGUUUCACCGCCUUGGAAUUGCAGAACCUUCAAGAUCUCCUCUACGUUUUCGGCGAUUUCCACGUGGGGAAGUGCGACCGGUCCAAGAGUUUUGGACUUGAAUCCUUCGUUUCCGCCUGGACGGUGAAAUUCCGGGCGAAGAUCAACGAUGUGGCUUCUUCUGCGACUAGCAGUGCAAAUUCCAUCAAAUUCGACAUGAACCCGCUGGAAGCGGUGGAUCUCUCCCCGGACUUGACCCGGCCGUCGGCGUACUUGUUGCCGCAGAAGCUGACGUUUUGGUCCUUAACCACUACCUCCAACUUUCGGUUCACGGUGACAACGCCGAGUGGGGAUAUCGGGUCGGUGACUAGAGUGGCGACGAAGGCGGGGAUCAUCGCUAUCAUGCAAAAGGCUUUGGCCAUGUCGUUCUUCCGCAAAACCGGUGGUGUGCUCCGGUUCGCUCCGUCGCACAUCGCAAUUGAGCAGGUUGGGGAAGUGGCUUCCGAUAUCAACUGUAAAAAUGUCUGGGUCUGGAAACUUGUAAUGCUGCGUUGGGAAUACUGAAUGCUCUGUAAUGCACAGCCAAGCAUGAGAAAUAUCUGCGCCUCUUUGUGUUGCGUGUUUCGCAUGACAAACUGCGUUUUUGUAUGACAGGCAGAAGGGUCUCUUCUUGGACACGCAUCACAACCUUUUUGGUCAUGCCAGACAAGCAUGACAAAUCGCGCAAUCGUCCAGACCCAGACAUUUUUGCAAUGCAUAGCCGAUAUCUCCUCCGGGAGGGCCGGGGACAUCGACACCUACUCGAUUGUAUCCAAUGCAAAAAUGUCUGGGUCUGGAAGAAUGCAAGACUUGUCAUGCACGUUUUGCGUGACCGGUGAUAUCUGUGAUGCCUGCCCCAGCAUCACAAAUUUUUUGCGGGCGUUCUGAUGCGUAUCCUGCACGACAAACAAUGUCCUCUCCGUGUAGCACAAAAUCGAAUCCUCUUUCUGGUCAUGCAACACAGAUUUUUUUAGAAUCCGAAAACAGCAUCAGAAGUUGCAUCCUUCCAGACCCAGACAUUUUUGCAUUUGAUAGAUUGCUGCUGGGAAGAUUAAGAUCGGAAUCCCCAUGGCGGCGGACCCGGCGCUGUCGUUGCAGUGGGAGUCGAACGAAUUCACGAAUUUGAUGAAAUCAGAACUAGAAAAGGCGUUGAAACAAGUUUCCGCCGCGGUUGCGUCUUCUACCUUCCUUUGGCUUGGGCUCGAGGACUUAACUACCUUGACUUCAGGGAUUUCGAAGUGGAGUAAAACGGAAUAUUUAAGUGUCGAUCUGCAACUAAACAACGUCGGGAACCACGAAAAAGCGCCCUACACGGAUUUUGUUGUCCCGCUGACCAAAGUCGCUUAUUCUCGCGCUGUCGCCGCGAAGUUCCCUGCGGCGGUCGGGAAGUUGCCGGGGGUAUCGGAAACUGGGCAGGGAAGUCUUCAGGCGAUUUCCGGUAUGUUCUUCCAGGAGAAUUGUACCAGUUUGGAUGAAAUUCAGUCCACCUGCGUCUCCCAAACCACGACGGAUAAGAAGCAACUGCUCGCGAAUCACACCGGUUUACUAGUCACGCAGAUCCUACCAGAACUUGAUUCCGACGCUGGCAUGGGCGCGCUGGCGUCGAGUGGGACUCUCGCAAGUAUCCGGGAUUAUUUGAAACCUGCGGCGAAUGCUGGGAAUACAAAGGACCAAGUUUCUGUAGUUGCUGCAACUGAUUUCACGACGGAUUUGAAGCAACAGUUAGCGGACUUGCAAUUCCCAGAAAAACUCUACACCAACGCAUCCGAGUACAACGCAAACGCCUUCAAGCUGCAGCAGUCGGGGACAGGCUCUUACUCUCAACCCGCGAAGACGGAUCUGAGUCUUUCGACCUUGUAUUGUGAGGAAAAAUCCCCCCUCCCCAUAUCGAAAAGGUACGUCGCGGAAAAUUUGCAAUUGUGAUUUGCGACUACAAAUCAUCUCUGUCUUGCAAGAAGGCGACUCCACAGACAACCGCCGCACUAUGCAGGCGGUUUGUGAUGCUGGUGGGCCUACAGCGCAGACGUUUCUCAUGCUAAGAGCCUAGUUGUCCAAAACCUCGCCCAGGCUUUGUAUGGGCCUGCAGCCCUCUCCAGCAAGACAAAUCCGAUCUGUGUACGCAAAUCCAGCGCCACAGACUUCGUUUUGAUGUGGGGUGGGGGGAUUUUUCAUUUUGAUACCUUGAGCAAGAAACUCCCAGUAGUUUUCGCUCAAGUUCGGGGGAGGGUGGCAUUAACCCGGCACAAAGGUGGGCAAGAGCCAUUGGUCGCAAUUGCGGCGGAGGAGGCGGAUAUUGUGAAGCAGUUGGAGAGUCAGAUGGAGUCGUUUUUGCUUUCCAACGACGGCGGGGCGAUCCGGAGGGUGAAUGUGUUGCAGAGCGGGGUGGAUUUUUACAAGCAGAAUGCGUCUUCUACUGUGCCUGCGUCGACUGAUAAAAUCGCGCAAAUCAUGGAUUACAGCGGGACAACCACCGGUGAUUCCUACAGCUCGAAGAGAUCCGCUUCUUUCAAUGAUGAAAGUACCACGAACGUGAAGCACGACGGGACUUACCAUGACUAUUACGCGCACAAGGAAUUCAUCGCCGCGAGCGUGUACAAUCGUUCCUCCAACGCGUCUCAUGUUCUCUACGACACCACUGUGGUGGUACAAUUAAGGAACCAGGAAGCGUCUAAGGUAGCUCACAUUCUCCACGACAUGGAAAACUUCUACCCGACUUACGUUUCCGCCGAGAUGUUUUCCGGGCCGACCUGUAUCGACUACGCGACUUAUCCUGAGUAAAAGCGUUCACACACGACCAGAGUCAAGGUGGGAAAUCUGCUAGACAAAUCGGUCAGCUUUUGCUGUUGCGCAUGACAAGCGUGGACAACUCGUAGCGUAGUCCUGUUCAGCUUGUUCAGAAGCUGCAUCAGAGAGCUCGCGCAUCAUGCUGAUUCGAGCAUCACAAAUUAUCCCAAAACACGAAUAGAAAAGCCUCUCAUGGGUCUUCCCAUGAGAAACAUUGUCAGCAUGCAGAUUUGCAUUACAACUCUGGGAUGGGGACGUUUUUACAAACGAUACGACUUCGCUUGGUCAGGGCGCGGACGAGAUGAAAUCCGCUGGCUGGACGAUCCGACCGGAGAAUGAGCUGAUCGGCCCGAAAACGGACUUGAACUUCCAGGGGAAGUACGUGUUUGAGCCGAAGGAAGACCCGACUUUCAGCGGUUCGGGGAUGCCAGUGUCGCAAUCGUACGUGUAUGUCAAUCCGCCCGACGGUCACGAGGGGAAAGCGCAUGGGGACGUUCCGCAAAGGUGCUACCGGAAAGUGAUGAUGGGAAACAUCUUGAACGUGAAAUAUCUUGCCACCGGGUACCGGAACGCGGAUGGGACGCAGAAGACCGCCGAUACGAUUCUGGGCCAAUCCGAGGCGAAAUCUGGGGAGGGGAUCGUGUGGGAGGCGACUUUGUACGGCACCGGGGUGAUUGAGAUUCAGUUCGGAAAUUGCCAAGACUACAUGAAUCCCAACCACAACAACAAACCCCCGCCGGCGAUGUGUAACUGCGUGCAGAUCGCGAACCAGGGGGACAUGAACAAGGAGUGGUGUCAGACGAAUGAAUUGAAAUCCAACGGGUACUGUAAACAGGAUUGUCCCUGCGCCUGCACUUACCACACCCACACCGGUCCGCCGAACGACUGCGAGGGGAGUGAGGUCCGAGUAUUCAUGGAUGGGGAACUGAAAGGCACCGCGUGGUAUCAAGAAGAAAAAUCCUCCCUCCCCAUAAUCAAAAACGAAAUUUGUCAUGCUGUAUUUGAGUACACAAAUCGGCUUGUAAUGCCAGAAAGCCAAGAGCCGCACUUGUGGCCUCGUUUGUAGGCAAUUUGUCAUGCUCUUUCCCACUUCCAGUUGCUCUCUGUCAUGCUGAAGGCGCAAGGCUUUCCCACGCCAGCCAGCACUACACUCCGCACGUCUGUCCUUCUAGCAUGACAAAGCUGAUUUGUGACCACAAAUACAGCAUCACAAAUUUCGUUUCCGAUAUGGGGAGGGGGGAUUUUUCUUUUUGAUACAUGGCCCAUGAUGUUCAAAACGGUGAAAAUCCCCUUCAACCACGGCUCUCUUCUGAAGAUCGAGGGGCUAAAUGGGUACUACCACAACCAACAAAUCAAUCACCGGAGCGCGCCCUCGCCCAUGAUGACCGUGUACGACAUCAAAUACGAGUCCUGCCUCCCGUAUAAACCGUCGAAAUACUCCCUAACCGUGACGAACCACGAGAACGACAAUUAUCAAAAGCAAUCCUACUUCGGGGCGAGCUUGCUGUCGGCUAUCGGUGCGGAGAUGGUGUUGCCGAUAAAGCCGAAAGAUAGUAGUCAAUUCGUUAUUAUCAAAUGUAAAAAUGUCUGGGUCAGGAAGAAUGCAACUUGUCAUGCUAAAUCUGGAUCAUGUAAAAAUCUGUGUUGCGUGAUUACCAAAAGCUGUCCACUGUUGACCUAAUCGGGAGGCAGUUUCUCAUGCAGGUUAGGCAUCACAUAACUCUCACAGAAUCUGUCAUGCUCUGUCCUACAUACCAGACCUCAUAUCCAUAUGUCAUGGAAAACCUGCAUGACAAGUCUGGCUUUCUUCCAGACCCAGACAUUUUUACAGUUGAUAGUUAUCACGACUUCCUCCACGGAUUCGAAUGGAGUGGUCACGGAAACGCAAACCGCGGAUGUGGAGAAGUUUUUGAAAGAGGCAUUGCUGCAAGAGCAGACUUUGGCGUAC